Messenger RNA from Closterium sp. Naga37s-1, 3956 nucleotides. Lineage: Eukaryota; Viridiplantae; Streptophyta; Zygnematophyceae; Desmidiales; Closteriaceae. The record is from the annotation of a GenBank genome assembly.
UCCUCCCGUGGUCCGGCGGCUCCCUCUGGCACCCUGUCUGGUCUCUACCUCCCUCGUUCUCGACGAACCUGGUGAGUGGUGCUGACCUACAGGAUGCGGGUGUCCACCAGUUCACUCCUGCACGUCAGCGAGUGACCCACUGUACAGAGGCUGGCACAGGCCGACACCUGGCUACGUUCACCCGUCAGCCGGGGUCGAGCCUGUACACUCUGACCACUGCGUCUCCUCCAGUUGCUGAGUCUGGUAGGGUAGUUACGUCGGGUCAGGUGUUUGCUGCGGCGUCCAGGUCUGGUCCUGAGUCUGCCCCUGUUCGUGUCGUCUCCUGUCUCACGAGACUCUCCUCUGGCACCACCGCCUUGGCCACCCCUCUCUGCUUCGGCUCAGAGGGCCCUGGCCCUGCCUGUGUCCCCUGUGUUGAGGGGCGCCAGCGUGCUGCCCCUCACUCCUCCCAGUUUCCUUCGACAGAGGCCCCGUUGCAGACACUUCACAUGGACGUGUGGGGCCCAGCCCGCGUCCGUGGACAGGGUCACGAGCGCUACUUCCUGCUCGUUGUUGACGACUACUCGCGUUACACCACAGUCUUCCCCUUGCGCAGCAAGGGUGAUGUCACUGAGGUGCUGAUCGACUGGAUCCGCGCAGCUCGUCUCCAGCUCAGGCAGAGCUUCGGCUCGGACUUUCCUGUUCUGCGUCUGCACUCGGACCGAGGCGGAGAGUUCUUCUCUGGCCUUCUGCGUGCCUACUGUCGUGCACGGGGCAUCCGUCAGACCUUCACGCUUCCGGACUCACCGCAGCAAAAUGGGAUUGCUGAGCGCCGCAUUGGCAUGGUCAUGGACGUCGCUCGUACGUCUAUGAUGCAUGCGGCUGCCCCCCAUUUUCUGUGGCCGUUUGCGGUGAGGUACGCGGCGCAUCAGAUCAACCUCCACCCCAGGGUCUCCAGGCCGGAGACCUCCCCAGCCUUGCUGUGGACGGGGAAGGUUGGCGAUGCGUCGGCGUUCCGGGUCUGGGGAUCUCGGGCGUUUGUCCGCGACCGGUCUGCGGACAAACUAUCCCCUCGUGCUGCUCCUUGCGUCUUCCUGGGGUUCCCCCCUGACGCGCCUGGGUGGCAGUUUUACCACCCCACCUCUCGCCGUGUUCUGUCCUCCCAGGACGUCACGUUUGACGAGUCGGUCCCCUACUACCGCCUCUUCCCCUACCGCACUCCGUCCCUCCCCCCACCCCCACUCUUCCUGGUACCAGGUCCCCCCCAGGUAGACCCCCUCCCCCCUCAGGGUCCUGCCCCUUCAGGUGUGUCCCAGGUAGACGCAGUCGAGCCUGUCGAGGUCACUGGUGACUCUGGUGCUGCUGAGGGUGCUGAGGCUGGGGUGCUGUACCUGGGGGUGCGGAGCCUAGGGGUGCUGGGCCUGGGGGUGCUACGUCUGGGGGUGCUGAGCCUGGGGGUGCUGAGCCUGGGGGUGCUGAGCCUAGGGGUGCUGAGCCUGGGGGUGCUGAGCCUAGGGGUGCUACAUCUGGGGGUGCUGAGCCUAGGGGUGCUACGCCUGGGGGUGCUGAGCCUGGAGGUGCUCCGCCUGGCGGUUCUCCGAGUGCUUCGUCUCGCCGGGGAGCCACUUUCUCCACAGGAGCUGCGUGAGUGGUUUGCCCGGCGCUGGAGGCGUGCUGCUGGUGCUGGAGGUCCUUCGGCUGCUGAGGGUGCUGCGGUCGCGGGUCCCGGAGGUGCUCGUCCUGGGUGCACUGGAGCUGGUGCUGCUGAGGGUGUUGGCGCUGAGACUACCGCUGGCAGUCCUACUGGGGGUGCUCCUGGUGCUACUGGAGGUUCUGGAGCUACUGGUGGUGCUGCUGGAGCGGGUGCUCCUGCUGAGGGUUCUGGUGCUGUCCCUGCUGCUUCUAGCGUCGCCGCGCGGCCUCGACCGUACUUCGUUCCACUCCUGCAGCAGGUUCUUGGUCUUCCACCUUCUACUGGUCCUCCUCCUCCCUUAGAGUGUCCACAGCCUGUCUCGUCCCAGCUACAGUUGCAGCCUACCUCCCCUUUGCCUGCUCCUUCUCCCUACACUGGUCCUACUGGAGGUCUGGCUGAGCGUCGUGAGCCUGCGUCUCGCCCUGCGUCGCCUGUCCGUGCUGCUCGCACUAGUGGUCGCGGUUCGCGUCAGCGUCCUCCUCCUGUCCCUGGCACGCACCGGAUGUCUCUGCGUCCGUCCACUGCUCCUCUGCGUGCCCCUUUGCCUUCUCCUCCUGAGUCCUCUCUUCCUGCUCUUCCCGACCCGGAGUCGGACUCUCUUCGUGCUGCCAGUCCUACUGUCACGCGUCUCCUUGCUACUGUUGUCACUGACCCUUCUUUCGAGUCUACUGCUGCGUCUGCUCUCGUUACUGAGCUCGUCGACUUUGCUGCUCGCUGUCGCUUAGACUACGCUGCUAGUCUUGUCGCUGAGUCUGAGUCUGUCUGUCCUCCGUCCGUCGGGGGUGAGUGUGCCCUUGGCACGGACGUCCUUGAGGACAGGCAGGAGGAGUUCCAGUGUCUGGCAGCUGCCUCACCUCAUCUCGUGUCCGUACUGCUUACCCCUGAGGGAGACCCGGAUGCACUUGACAUCCCGACUCCGCGCUCUUACGCGGAGGCGAUAGAGGGUCCCUACUCCUCUCAGUGGCAGGCAGCUAUGGAUGCAGAGAUGGCUUCCUGGAAGUCCACAGGCACCUACGUUGACGCUGUCCCCCCUCCUGGGGCGAACAUCGUCAGUGGCAUGUGGAUCUUCAGGGUGAAGCGGCCGCCGGGUUCUCCGCCUGUCUUCAAGGCGCGUUACGUGGCUCGUGGCUUCAGUCAGCGGCAGGGAGUUGACUACUUUCAGACCUUCUCCCCCACCCCGAAGAUGACCACUCUUCGGGUACUGCUGCACACUGCUGCUCACCGUGACUACGAGCUGCACUCUCUUGACUUCAGCACAGCUUUCUUGCAGGGCAGCCUGCACGAGGAGAUCUGGCUGCGUCGCCCACCUGGCUUCACUGGGUCUUUCCCUCCUGGUACCCAGUGGAGUCUCCGGCGUCCAGUCUACGGUCUCCGCCAGGCGCCACGUGAGUGGCACGACACACUGAGGACUACGCUUGCGGCUCUUGGGUUUGCUCCUUCUACUGCCGACCCGUCGCUGUUUCUACGCACCGACACCUCUCUGCCGCCGUUCUACAUCCUCGUGUACGUCGACGACUUGGUCUUUGCCACAGCUGACACUGCUGGACUCGCCUACGUGAAGUCCGAGCUGCAGAAGAGACACACGUGCACAGACCUGGGUGAACUGCGCAGCUACCUUGGCUUGCAGAUCACCCGGGACAGAGCACGCCGCACCAUUACCCUGACUCAGUCACACAUGGUGCAGCAGGUCCUUCAGCGCUUCGGCUUCACGUACUCCUCGCCUCAGGCCACUCCUCUGUCUACUCGCCACUCGCUCUCAGCUCUGCCUUCGGAUGAGUCCGUAGAGUCGAGUGGCCCGUACCCAGAGCUUGUUGGCUGCCUCAUGUACCUGAUGACCUGCACACGACCUGACCUUGCAUACCCUCUUAGCAUUCUUGCACGCUAUGUUGCUCCUGGGAGACACAGACCAGAGCACAUGGCUGCAGCGAAGAGGGUGUUGCGCUACUUGUGCAGUACGUCGGGCAUGGGGCUAGUGCUUGGAGGGCGGAGUCCAGUGGUCCUCACUGGGCACGCGGACGCUUCUUGGGCUGACGACCAGGCUACGCAGCGGUCGUCACAGGGUUACACCUUCAGCCUUGGUUCCGGCUCUGUUUCGUGGCGGGCUACUCGCUCGUCUUCUGUUCUUGGCUCGAGUUGUGAGGCUGAGAUCUACGCCGGGGCCAUGGCUGCACAGGAGCUUCGCUGGCUCACCUACCUGCUGACCGACCUUGGAGAGCCGCCUCGUUCUCCUCCAGUCCUGUACGUAGACAACAAGGCCAUGCUGGCCUUGUGUCGAGAGCAGUGA